AUGAACCUGUCAGGGACGCUGAACGUGUUCCGCCUGUUCGCCAACCCAGCACUGUCUCUCCCGCAUUGCACGAUAGCAACCUUCGAUCAGCUGCCCGCCCCACUGUCCGCGGCGUUCACUGUUAGAGACGGCGAGAAGCAACCAGACAUUCGCGCCGUAGUGCUCGAUAAAGACAACUGUUUCGCCGUACCAAAGCAGAAUGUAAUCUACAAAGCAAACCUUUCCAAGUUUGAACAGCUUCGUAGAGCGUACCCAGGCUCUCGCUUACUCAUCGUGUCGAAUUCGGCAGGCACGAGUUCUGACAUUGGUUAUGCGGAAGCCGAACUACUGGAGAACAAUACCGGCGUAAAGGUGCUUCGACACCUAGUCAAGAAGCCUGGCUGUCACGCCGAGAUCAUGGAAUACUUCCGUAAUGCACCUGAUGCUCAAGUUACCUCGCCAGCUCAGGUGGCGAUUGUAGGCGACCGCUUAUUCACCGACGUGCUCAUGGCAAACAUGAUGGGUUCUCGCAGUGUCUGGGUCAAGGAUGGAGUAGUCCCAGAUCAUGGAUUGCUUUCUCGCUUCGAAAAGGGCAUUUCGAGCUUCCUCUUGCGUAGGGGCUAUCGUGCCCCGGAGCCACAGAGUGACUUUGAAUGAACGCGUGGAACAUCCUCCGCCAGACACGCAUGGCGCAGCAAGGCGGAUCGUCAUGUUGGAACAAUGCGUUCCUUACCGUCGAUCCGCACAAAGUAUGCGGAUGGCAUCAUCCGGCCGACUGCCGACGCCCGGAACGAUUGGCGUCAUAUUGUCGCCCAGGAGCCAACUUAGGAUCUCACGUACAGAUGUGGCGUAGAGUUGCUUUCCAGCACAACGCUCACCGCAAGACGUCUUUCCGA
Molecule: messenger RNA, 875 nt
Organism: Baudoinia panamericana UAMH 10762
Lineage: Eukaryota; Fungi; Ascomycota; Dothideomycetes; Mycosphaerellales; Teratosphaeriaceae
Exons: 2
Coding region: 1-636 (211 amino acids)
Biological process (GO): cardiolipin biosynthetic process
Cellular component (GO): mitochondrion
Molecular function (GO): phosphatidylglycerophosphatase activity
Source: RefSeq, a predicted model, not a curated record